AGCAGUGUGUGUGAGGCACACACUCAUGACUCAACACUCAACAGCAUAAUAGGAGGAGGGAGGACCCAUUUGCCAUUUGAUAUUGAUUGUGGCCAACCAUGGCAGAUAACUUCCUGCCCACGUGUCAGCCAUACGAAACACCCCAAGAAAUUAAUCCAUACGAAAUCCCUCUUUCCACAAUUUCUUGUUUCAUCAAGAAUUUACAUUGAAGUAUCAGAAAAAGGCCAGCAAGAAGAAGAGGAAGAAAAAGAUAGGAUCUUUGUGAAAAAAGAAAAGAAAAAAACUGUAUAAUAAUUGCAGAAAUGGCAUCAGCAACUGCUUCUUUGGGUUCGUCAGCUAUAGUUCAGUCAACCUCUGGGGGAUUUAGAGGCCAAAAGCCUUCGCUUUCAGCUCCCAAUUCACUUAUUUCAACGAGGAGACAUUCUCGACUUGUGGUGAAGGCAACUUCUCGUGUUGAUAAGUUCUCGAAAAGUGACAUAAUUGUAUCUCCAUCUAUUCUUUCCGCUAAUUUCUCUAAACUAGGAGAACAGGUCAAAGCAGUUGAGUUGGCGGGUUGUGAUUGGAUUCAUGUUGAUGUUAUGGACGGUCGUUUUGUGCCGAAUAUUACGAUUGGGCCCCUCGUUGUCGAUGCCCUGAGACCAGUCACGGAUCUGCCAUUAGAUGUGCAUUUGAUGAUUGUGGAACCAGAGCAGCGAGUCCCGGACUUUAUAAAGGCUGGAGCUGAUAUAGUCAGUGUUCACUGUGAACAAUCUUCAACCAUCCAUUUGCACCGUACAUUGAAUCAAAUUAAGAGUCUAGGAGCCAAAGCUGGAGUUGUGCUGAACCCUGCAACUCCAUUGACCACCAUAGAGUAUGUUCUUGAUGUGGUUGAUCUGGUACUAAUUAUGUCUGUCAACCCUGGAUUUGGCGGGCAAAGCUUCAUAGAGAGCCAAGUAAAGAAAAUAUCAGACUUGAGAAGAAUAUGUGCCGAGAAAGGAGUAAACCCGUGGAUUGAGGUAGAUGGUGGAGUUGGUCCUAAAAAUGCCUACAAGGUAAUUGAAGCUGGGGCCAAUGCCUUAGUUGCUGGCUCUGCUAUUUUUGGAGCUCCCGAUUAUGCUGAAGCUAUUAAAGGCAUCAAAACCAGCAAAAGGCCCGUGGCUGUUCCAGUUUAAGCUUUCCACUGAAGAUUUUAUUUCGGCACAUAUAUAUAUUUGGGGUUCAGUGAAUAAUAAUCCAGAGUCCACUUGGAAAGGCUCGUUAUUGGAAUUACUGUUACAGGAUUCGUUUGUCUUGUCAAAAAAGAAGGAUGACUAGAAAGAAAGACUUGAUUUUUGCGAUCAUAUGUUCGUAGCAUAUAAAAUCCUCAUUAAGGAUUUCGUGUAAUGGAAAGAUGAUAGGCUAAUUAAUAGCCUUCAGGUGCAUGUGCUACUUUUAUUUUUUGGUGUACAAAUGUAAAGUAUACUGGUGAGAUCAGUUACAAUCAUAAUGCAAGCAGUAUAUUUCUAAAGUGAGCUUUUUGCAGUGAAUGCAGAUCAGUGAAACUGUGAAAAACGUGCACUACCUUA
This is a messenger RNA of Striga asiatica, 1544 nucleotides long. The record is from the annotation of a GenBank genome assembly. NCBI's taxonomy places the organism in Eukaryota, Viridiplantae, Streptophyta, Magnoliopsida, Lamiales, Orobanchaceae.